This is a messenger RNA of Cladocopium goreaui, 948 nucleotides long. The record is from the annotation of a GenBank genome assembly. Lineage: Eukaryota; Dinophyceae; Suessiales; Symbiodiniaceae.
AUGGACUUCCACGGCUUGAGGCACAUGCCGCCGGCGCACCUUGAGCCGCGGAUCGCUCCGAAGUUGGUGGAUGCCAUGGGGAGGAACACACACAUCGAGGUGCUCACUUUGUCCAACUCCAAUCUGCAGAAGGCACAAGGGGUCGAGCUCGCGGGGUCCUUGCGGAAGAACCAGACGGUGAAGUCGGUGAAUCUGGAGCGUGGCGUCUCAGAGGGCGAUCCCCAUGGGGAUAUGGACAAUCCGGAAAGUUCCAUUGAACACCUUCGCUUCUCUCACCAGAAGCAGAUGGGUCAGUUCUUUGGGAGGCCAACAGAGGAAGCCGUGGGACAAAUGAUGUGGCGAAAUGAGUCCAUUGUGAAGCUCGGCUUCGAGUGUGACGAUGCGCAUUGGAGAAAUAUCAUUGACCGCAGCCUGUUGCGCAACAACGAUUUUUGGCGGAAACGCCAUGCCCCUCCAGACCCAGAGGCCCUUCCGACUGCGGAAGAACAUCCUCUAGGUCACAUUCGGCUCCUGCAAGUCCCAGAGGCUUUGUCUAAAGAGGUUCUCAGCAAGUACCCGGUUCUAUGCGAAUACCUGGACAACAACCUCAAGAUGCCAACCACGCUGCAGUUGCAGAACUGUGCCAAAAACAGUGGUCUUCAACUGUCCUACACCGUGGCAGCUCCCAUGAUCAAAGAGUUUCGCUCCUGGAUGAUCGACAAAGCUGUGGGACAGCAGGUGGCCGUCUUUGACGUCUUCAACACCUCAAUCCAUGGCAUUCUCCGGCGAUGGAGCUCGGAGCAUGACAACUGGGCGGUCGAGAUUGGAACUGAGGAAGGCAAAAGGCAGGGCAUCGGGUGCACCUUCAGGUCCUCUAAGGAUCCAGCAGUCUCAGUGUCAGAGCAAUGGGUCGAUUGGCUGCGCAGCGGCAAGCAGAUUGGUUGGGCACAGAGCCGUGCGGGCGCGUAA